UUUUUUUUUUUUUUUGAAUGGCUUACAAAAACAACUAUUGGUCACCUGAAUAUUCAAAUAAUAACAACCCAAAAGCUUCUUCGAUUUCAAAAAAACCUUUUUCCUUUUCAAGAAGUAAAUCUUAUGAUAAUAGAAAUCAAUUUGGGCUAUGUACAACCUGUAAUAAACCGAAUACACAUACCGAAUGGUGUCAAAAAUGUAAUUCAGAAAAUUUUCGAAAGAAGUUUAAACAUUGGACAAGUGGUAAUGAAUUAAUUGAUAAAUUUAUAAAAGAUUUUCAAUUAAAUGCUACUAAUAAUAGACAAGUAUUAGAAUGGAUUCCAUAUGAUCAAUUUCGAAGUUUUAAAUUUGUUGCAAGGGGUGGUUUCGCUAAAGUUUAUUCUGCCAUUUGGAAGGAUGGAUUUAUUAAAAAAUGGGAUCAUGAAAAAGAUGAUUGGGGAAGAAUGAGUAAUUGGAAAGUUGCAUUAAAAACUAUGCAGAAUUCUGCCAAAUUAUCACCGAAAUUUUUUGACGAAAUUAAAGCAUGUGUUAAAUGUGGAGGAGGAUUCGGGUUAAUUAGAUGUUAUGGAAUAUCGCAAGAACCGGAAACGGGAGAUUAUAUUAUAGUGUUAUAUUAUGCGCAUCGUGGAAAUUUAAGAACUUAUUUAGAACAAAAUUAUGGGGAACUUGAUUGGAUACAAAAGUUGGGGAUAUUAAAACAAAUUGCUGAAGGAUUAAAUAAAAUUCAUCAAGCAGGAUUAGUUCACAGGGAUUUUCACAGUGGAAAUAUCCUUCAAGGUAAAAAUGCUGAGAUAGCAGAUUUAGGAUUUACUGGACCCGCAGAUAAAGAAUCUACAUCGGAAUAUAAUCGCACAGUUUAUGGUGUUUUACCUUAUGUUUCACCCGAAGUUUUACGUGGUAAAAUUUACACUCCCGCGUCCGAUAUUUACAGUUUUGGUAUUAUUAUGUGGGAAGUUUCAGAGUGUAUCCCUCCAUUCAGUGAUCGUGCACAUGACGGCCUUCUUGCUUUAGAUAUUUGUCGUGGACUUCGCCCUAUCAGUGAAGUCUGUAUGCCAAAACCUUUUGUUAAAUUAACUAAUAGAUGCUGGGAUGCAAAUCCCAAAAAACGUCCCAAUGCCCAUGAGCUAUAUGAAACGUUUCAUAAAUGGUAUUGGGAUUUAAAAGAUGGUGUCGAGAACGAAAUAACUGCAGCUUUUAAUACCGCUGAUUAUGAUUGUUCUCAAUUAUCAUCUCCAGCAUCUAGCAGACCCGUAACUGUAACGCACCCGUUAGCUAUUUAUACCAGUCGUUUACUGGAUUUUACUGAUCUUCCUGAACCUAUAAAUGCUCCAUUCAAAAGAUUAUCGGUUUCAACUACACGUUCGAUUGAUACAAUCACAGGAGAAGAAGAGUAUGUGACGCGCCAAUUUGAAGAAGAUCUUGUAUAUGUUCCCGAAACAGAAACGAUAUCUGCAGUUACGUUCGUACCUGAAGAGAAAGAUGUGUAUAUCACGCGUCAAUUUGAUACCGACCUUCCUUGGGAAGGAUCAUAAAAAAUUUUAAAAUUAUAUUCCUUUAUUAUAAACAUUAAUUAUUAAUAUUUAUUAUAAGAUCUAAUAUUUAUUAUAACAAUAUUUGUUAAUAAUUUUUUUAUGACAUAACUUAACUAAUAGGUUACACAUUUUAGAAACAUGUGAUCAAAAAUAAAAAUGCAUGUGGUAUUUUGUAUGGGCGAUUAUAUAUUUUUUUGUCAAUAUGUAUUCUACCAGUCUAACCACUUUUU
This is a messenger RNA of Rhizophagus irregularis DAOM 181602=DAOM 197198, 1762 nucleotides long. RefSeq lists its product as uncharacterized. Gene Ontology annotation, cellular component: cytoplasm. The record is from RefSeq and is a predicted model, not a curated record. Gene Ontology annotation, molecular function: ATP binding; protein kinase activity. Gene Ontology annotation, biological process: protein phosphorylation; signal transduction. Lineage: Eukaryota; Fungi; Glomeromycota; Glomeromycetes; Glomerales; Glomeraceae.